ACACAGGGUGGAGGCACAGGGUCUGACAUACAGGCAGGCAGUGGAAAGCUCCUAAACUCCAAGAGGAGGUGGGGGCGACAGCGACAGGUGCUGGCCCGUCGCCCCAUCCCACCCCGCACCCCGACAUGCACACGGUCACACUCACCCCUGGCGUCCCUGCCUGCCCGUCAGACUCGGGCUGUCUAUCUGAAUCUGCAAACACGAAACGCUAGCGACACUGGCUGACUAUUCCGGGGUCCCUGAGUCGCGACACGCGCGCGGUGCUGCUGUCACGACCGAAGGUCUUCGCUUCCCACGACCGGUCCGCCCGGCAGGCGGCCGACGGCGCGCCCAGGAGGACCCGGGGUGCACUCACACGUUGAGGACGUUGCGCUUGUUGCUAAGGAAACUCUCGGGCAGCGGGGAGAGCUCCUUGACGAGGGAGCCCGCCAGCAUGGAGGCCACCAGCGCCCACGGCAGGUAGCGCCGUACCGCCGCCCGCACCAGCGUCCCGCGGAGGAACCACGCGCAGCGCUCCAGGGCUGGUUCCUCCUGGAGGCAGUGGGACAGAACCCCCUUGCCUCUCUCCUGGCUGCUGGUGACGUGGCAAACCUUGGCAUUCCUCAGCUUCUGACUGCAUCACUACUGUCUUGGCCUCCACCUUUGUGAUCAGGUCUCCUUUCUCGUCAUUGAGGGAGAUGGAAGACCACAAAUACUGGGAAUCUGCCCUACCUGAGACCUCAGUGAUAUCACCUAAUUGUUGAUUUUCAUCCUUCAUUCAUCUAUCCUACAAAUACUUGUUAGAAGUAUUGUCCAAAUAAAUGGAAAACUAUCCCAUGUUCAUGGAUUGGAACAAUUAAUAUCAUUGAAGUACUGAUACUACUCAAAGUGAUCUAUAAAUUCAAUGUAAUCCCUAUCAAAAUUCCAAUGUCUUUUUUCACAGAAAUAGAAAAAAAUCCUAAAAUCCAUGUGGAACCAUAAAAAAAAAAAAAAAACUAAAUAGCCAAGGCAAUCAUGAGGCAAAUGAACAAAGCCGGAGGCAUCACCUACGUGAUUUUAAACUAUACAAAGUGGUAGUAGCUAAAAUAGCACAGUACUGACAUAAAAGUAGAACAUUGACCAAAAGAACAGAAUAGAGAGCACAGAAAUGAACCCACAUAUGAUCAUCAUCAGCAAAGGUACCAAGAAAACAGUGGAAAAGAACAACUUUUUCAAUAAUGAUGCUGGGAAAACUGCAGUAGCAUAAAAUUGGACCCUUAUAACAAAAAUUGGACCCUAUAAACACAAAUCAACUCAAAAUGGAUUAAAAACAAACCUGAAACUGUAACACUCGUAGAAGAAAAUAAAGGGCAAAACUAUAUGCCAUUAGUCUGGGCAAUGAUUUUCAAGAUUUGAUCUUAAUAAUGCAAGCAACAAAAGCAAAAAUAGCAAAUGGGAUUGCAUCAAACUGAAAAGCUUCUGCACAGCAAAGUAAAGAGCAGAGUGAAGAAGUAACCUGCAGAAUGGGAAAGAAUAUUUGUAAGCCACAUAUCUGAUAAGGGGUCAAUAUAUAAGGAACUCAACUCUACAGAAAGGAAAUAGUCCAAUCUGAAAAUGGACGGUGGAACUGAAUAAACAUUUCUUCAAAUGCAACAUACACGUGUCCACAGGUACAUGUAGAAUACUCAACACCACCAUUCACUGGGGAAAGGCAAAUUAUAACCACAAGGAGAUAGUACCUCAUACAUGUCAGAAUGACUGUCACCAAAAAGAUAAGACAUCAGUGUUGGUGUAAAGAAAAGGAAUCCUUGUACAAAAUUGGUAGUAAUGUAAAUUAGUAGAGCCAUUAUGGAAAAAGUUUGUUUAUAUUUUAUUAAAAUUAAAAUUACCCUGGGUUGGGGUUGUGGCUCAGUGGUACAGUGCUUGCCUAGCACAUGUGAGGCACUGGGCUCGAGUCUCAGCACCAUGAAAAUAAAUAAAGGCAUUGAGUCCAUCUACAGCUAAAAAAAUUUUUUUAGAAUUAAAAUUACCAUGUGAUUCAGUAAUCCCCCUUGUAUCCAGAAUGUGAAAUCAGUAUAAGAUGUUUGCUCUCCUGUGCUCCUUACAUCAUUAUUCACAAUAGCUGAGUUAUGAACUCAACCUUAGUGUCCAUGAAGGGAUAGAAAAAUGUGGCAUAUCUACACAGUGGAAUAUUAUUUAGCCUUAAAAAAGAGAUUUUUGGCCUAUGUGACAACUUGGAUGGAAUUGGAGAACAUUGUGCUAAAUGAAAUAAGCUAGGUGCAGAAAGACAAAUCCCACAGGUUCUCACUUAUGUGUGGAAUCUGAAACAAGCAACCAAACUCAGAAGUAGAGAGUAGAAUGGUGGUUAGCAAAGGUUGAGUUUGGGGGAAAUGGAGAAGAUGGUUGAAGAGUAACAAGCCUCAACUAGAUAGGAGGAAGAAGGAUUUUCUUUUUUUGGUAUCUAUUCCACAACAUCAGAAUGUAGUAGAUAGUAGUGUAUUACACAUCUCAAAAUUGCUGAUUGUGGGGAAGAGCUUUGUUAUGGUUGUGGGCUAGUCACCUUUGCAGGGCCAAGGAACCAGGGACGCAUCCUUAGACGCCGCGUCUUGUCCUUGGCUGUAGCUCCGCCGCUGCUCGAUUGGUAGAUUCAUGUGGCCUUUUUAAUGAUUGAGUAAUGAUGGAAAUGGAUCCAAAAUAAAAAGUGACUUCUCUACCAAAGCAGUAGAAGAUUCUUCAUAUCACCUUCCAGUAGCUGAAUUCAGUUUUGGGGAAGAAGCAAAACAAGUGAAAUACAGAAAACUGAAGAAGAAGAAAAUCUCAUUUUGGAACUUCCUUGACUAUUCCUUACCCCCUGUCUUUCUACUUUUUAAAAUUUUGUUCUGAAUUUAUAAAUAUUGAAGACCAAAGAAAUAGAAUAUACAUUUAGGAGCUUUAUACCAAGAAAUUUGCCUUGAAAGCUGCUAUUCCUAGAGGGAAAAGUAUAUCAAGUUCCUGUCUGUUUUUUUUUUUAACAAGAUUUCAUAUAUGUAUAGAUUUUAAAAUUUAAGACAAAUAUAAAUACAUAUCUGCACACUAUUUUUAGCAGUUGUGUAAAAAUAAUGACAUUUAUGUUUUAAGGGCUUUGUUAUGUGUUUAUUUGCCACUGGAGUUGAUUACUCAGAUCUUUUAUGGUGCUUUAAUAUUAUAUUUUUGAUCUGUCACCUUGAUGACAUUACUUGCUCACACAUGAGGCGACCUGUGUAGCUAUGACCUUGUUAUGAACAGUUCGCACUCGCUGUGCAAAUGUCCAUGUAUUACCUAUUUAAGCAUCGUCAUAGUGCCAUUACUCAAGGAAGUUGAAUGAGGUGAACAUAGACAUAGCUCUUUCCCCUUACCCCCCUUUUUAAAUGUAACAAAUACUUUUUAUGUUCCCCUUCUCCCUUUCCCUCCCCCCUUCCCCCUUUUGGAAGCGAGUCAGGAACUAGGUAGUUUAGGAUGAGCAAUUAGAGGGACUCAGAAAGUGAGCCACAUAGAGCCAGGCUUCAUCACAAGUCGUGCUGCUGACCAGACUGCUUAAGCACCUUUUUAACAAGAAGACCUCAUGAGAGAGCCAACUGGUAGUGUCAAGGAGUUCGGAAAACAGGACCACAGAGUUUCACUCUGGGAUCCUGACCAUGAGGUUGGAUGCCUCACCUUGCUGAGAAGACACUGGACCUAAAUGGCGCAGCAUGACUUUGUUCCUGCUUGGCUAAAUUUCUCAACACCACAGUCAGCUAAGUCACCUACAUCCACCUUUGAAAAACACGGAGAGCACCUAUCCCUAGGAGAAGGUAGAUUUGGAGUGAGCCAUCGCCGACACAAUUCCUCUGAUGGCUUUUUUAACAAUGGGCCCCUACGAACUACAGGAGAUUCCUGGUACCAGCCCUCCCUGUUCUGCCAUGAUUCUGUGGACUCUGGUGUCUCUAAGGGAGCAUAUGCUGGAAUCACAGGGAACCUAUCUGGUUGGCACAGCUCUUCCCGAGGUCAUGAUGGCAUGAGCCAGCGUAGUGGAGGUGGCACAGGGAACCAUCGACACUGGAAUGGCAGCUUUCACUCCCGGAAAGGCUGUGCCUUUCAGGAAAAGCCACCUACAGAGAUUAGGGAAGAAAAGAAAGAAGACAAGGGUAAGUUGCAGUUUGAAGAGGAAGACUUUCCUUCUUUGAAUCCAGAAACUGGCAAACAGAAUGAGCCAUGUAGACCUAUUGGGACCCCUUCUGGAGUGUGGGAAAAUCCACCUAGUGCCAAGCAACCCUCCAAGAUGCUAGUUAUCAAAAAAGUUUCCAAAGAGGAUCCUGCUGCUGCCUUCUCUGCUGCAUUCACCUCACCAGGAUCUCACCAUGCAAAUGGGAACAAAUCGUCAACUAUGGUUCCAAGUGUUUAUAAGAACUUGGUUCCUAAGCCUGCACCACCUCCUUCCAAGCCCAAUGCAUGGAAAUCUAGCAGAAUGGAACACAAAUCAGGAUCCCUUUCCUCUAGCCGGGAGUCUGCAUUUACCAAUCCAAUCUCUGUUACCAAACCAGUGGUACUGGCUGGUGGCACAGUUCUCAGCUCUCCCAAAGAGAGUCCCUCCAGCAUUACCCCUCCAAUUGAGAUCAGCUCCUCUCCACUGACCAAGUUGACCCGCCGAACCACUGACAGAAAAAGUGAGUUCCUGAAGACUCUGAAGGAUGACCGGAAUGGAGACUUUACAGAGAACAGAGACUGCGACAAGCUGGAGGAUUUGGAGGAUAACAGCACACCUGAACCAAAGGAAAAUGGGGAGGAAGGCUGGCUUCAGAACGGUCUCCCUGUGGUAGAAGAAGGGGGGGUCUGGUCACACUCUCUGGAAGCAGAGCACAGGUUAUUGAAAGCAAUGGGAUGGCAGGAAUAUCCUGAAAAUGAUGAGAAUUGCCUUUCUCUCACAGAGGAAGAGCUAAAAGAGUUCCACAUGGAGACAGAGCAGCUGAGAAGAAAUGGCUUUGGAAAGAAUGGCUUCUUGCAGAGCCGCAGUUCCAGCCUGUUCUCCCCUUGGAGAAGCACUUGUAAAGCAGAGUUCGAGGACUCAGACACAGAAACGAGUAGCAGUGAAACAUCAGAUGAUGAUGCCUGGAAGUAGGCAUAUAAAUGCUCACAGUUAAUCUGACCCAGUAAACUCAGCUUGUGUGUUUAGGGAAUAUACAGAAGAAAUCGUUCUUUUUUCCUUUUCCUUCUCUUAAUGUUGUUGAAUACUUCAUGCACAAGGGAAAUAAUCAUAUCCCAAAGAAAGAGCAGUUGGCUUGUUUAGCUUUUGUUGUUGUUCUUCCCUGUUACCUGCUUAAUAGAAGUUUGUGUGGUGGGAUUUUUUUUAAAUACACACACACAGUACAUAUGGGGCGAUGCACAGGUGGGAGCUGGCAGUGCAGAGAUGCAGAGAGGAGACACUUGUCUGCAGCAACAGCUUCUACUACCAGCCCUUGGGGCACUCACCCCCGUGCUCAAGCAAUCAUUGUCAAUGACAAAGUGACUAUUGAAGUUAUAAUUGUAUUAAAUUAAUGCUAAUAAUUUGGAUAUUUUAUUUUAUUUUUGGCUGCUUGGGUAACUUUAGCCCUUAACAAAGCAUAUGUGGUUUUUGUUUGUUUGUUUUUGUUUUCUUUUUCCUUUUCGGGUACAGCUAUAAAAUAUUUGGAUCUAGGAAAUGUUGUGUUAUUCUUGCAGCCUUGAUAUUCAGGGUGGAUUGUAAAAUAUAAAUUUUUGUGAGAUUUCAAAGAUUAAGAUUAUUUUGAUAACAUUAUUUACAGAUUUAAAAGAUGUGGUUAUCACAAGUCCGUUGAGGGGAAAAACUACUGCAUAAAAUAACUAACUUGGAAUAAAUAUUUUGCAUCAGUUUAAAAAAAUGCUGAUUGUGCUAUUUUCUCACCACAAAAAAUGAUAAAUAUUGAAGAUGAUGCAUAUGUUAAUUAGGUUGAUUGAAUUAUUCCACAUUGUAUUUAUAAAUCAUAGCAUCACUUGCACCCCAUAAAUAUAUACAACUAUCAUUUGUCAAUGUAUAAUAAAAUA
Sciurus carolinensis (gray squirrel) is the source of this 5991-nucleotide messenger RNA. RefSeq names its product vasculin-like protein 1. Gene Ontology annotation, molecular function: DNA binding; RNA binding. Gene Ontology annotation, biological process: DNA-templated transcription; positive regulation of DNA-templated transcription. Lineage: Eukaryota; Metazoa; Chordata; Mammalia; Rodentia; Sciuridae. Gene Ontology annotation, cellular component: nucleus. The record is from RefSeq and is a predicted model, not a curated record.